AUGAAUCUGGGCGGACAGGACUGGGACACGGUUGUCCUCAGCAAGAAGCGCCAGCCCUCCAAGCAGGCCAACUCGGAGCAGGCCGUCAACGUGGCCAGGAAGCAGGGAGCGGCGGUGGACACGGCGAAGAAGUACGGCGCUGCGGCCAACACGCAGAAGGGCACGACGCUGAACACCGCCAAGCUCGACCGCGAGACCGAGGAGCUCAAGCACAACCGCGUUUCGCCCACGCUCGCCAAGGCCAUCCAGCAGGCGCGCCUGAACAAGAAGCUCACGCAGGCGCAGCUCGCGCAGCAGAUCAACGAGACGCCCAAGAUCAUUCAGGAGUACGAGCAGGCCAAGGCGAUCCCGAACCCGCAGCUGCUGUCGAAGAUGUCGCGUGUCCUGGGUACCAAGCUCACCAAGAACAUGUGA
Pedinophyceae sp. YPF-701 is the source of this 414-nucleotide messenger RNA. The record is from the annotation of a GenBank genome assembly. NCBI's taxonomy places the organism in Eukaryota, Viridiplantae, Chlorophyta, Pedinophyceae.